AUGGCUCUUCUGUUGGAUCAUCAGUUCAGACAGCUGCCAGCUGACAGACAGGUGGAAACCAGACCGUUUCUGGAUGCUGUGUCGUACCUUCCAACUUUCUUUGACUGCCUUGGCCCAACUAUUUUUGCACCAAUAAAAUCUGAUAUAUGCGGCAACCUCACAAAAAUCAAGGCAGUUUAUGAUACCAACCCUGGACGCCACAAGACGCUUCAGAUGCUCCUAGAGGCUGAGAAGGAAAUGCAUGGAGGUGAAUGGCCUAAAGUUGGAGCAACGCUCGAGCUUAUGUGGCUCAAAAGGAGUCUCAGAUUUAUCCAAGCGUUCCUACAGAGCCUGGUGGAUGGGGAAAAGGACAACAGCAACCCCAACCUCCUCCGAGUCAAUAUCACCAAAGCUUAUGAAAUAGCCCUGAAAAGGUAUCAUGGGUGGUUUGUUCAGCAGCUCUUCAAGGCAGCUAUUUAUGCCGCUCCCUACAAGUCAGAUUUCCUGAAGGCGCUCUCCAAAGGUCGGGAGGUGAAAGAGGAAGAAUGCUUGGAAAAAAUCAGGAAGUUUCUCAUCAACUUCUCUUCCACUGUGGAUGCUGUUUAUGACAUGUUUAGUAGAAUGAACGCUGAUCUCGACUACAAAGUGUGA
Poeciliopsis prolifica (blackstripe livebearer) is the source of this 630-nucleotide messenger RNA. It is a transcript of the gene gltpa, whose product is annotated as glycolipid transfer protein a. The transcript has 5 exons. NCBI's taxonomy places the organism in Eukaryota, Metazoa, Chordata, Actinopteri, Cyprinodontiformes, Poeciliidae. Gene Ontology annotation, biological process: ceramide transport; intermembrane lipid transfer. The record is from RefSeq and is a predicted model, not a curated record. Gene Ontology annotation, cellular component: membrane; cytosol; cytoplasm. Bases 1 to 630 code for a protein of 209 amino acids. Gene Ontology annotation, molecular function: ceramide 1-phosphate binding; ceramide 1-phosphate transfer activity.